CGAAAUCAGGAUAUUGACAAUCUGAUCAAAGCAACAUACAAGAAUCAACAUAAAUUUAUAUUAGAAUGGAUAUCAUUUAACGAUUUUACAGAUAUAACCAAGAUUGGAACUGGUGGUUUUAGCGAAAUUUAUACUGCUAUAUGGACAAAAGGAGAAAUAACAGGUUGGAAUACAACAAAAAAUGAAGUUAAUAGAAGUGAAAAUCUAACGAUUGUUUUAAAAGUUCUUAAAGACUCCCAAAACAUUAAUUCGGCAUUCUUAAAAGAGUUACAAAAUAUUGUUAAAAGUCAGCCUAACACCUAUGGACGCAACCUUAUUAAAUGUUAUGGAGUGUCACAAGAUCCAAAAACAAAUGAUUAUAUUUUUGUUAUGCCUUAUAUGUCUAAUGGAAGUCUAAAUGAUUAUUUAUCAAAUAAUUUUAAGGAUAUUACUUGGAAAAUGAAACGAGACUUUCUUAGAAAUAUUGUUACAGGCAUUAAAUGGAUUCAUGAAAAUAAAAUUAUACACCGUGAUAUACACGAUGGAAAUAUAUUAAUAGGUAAAUUGACAAUGACUGGAUCUGCCCCUACUCUUUUAAUUGCUGAUUUAGGAUUUAGUCGACCAGCUAAAGAUGACCUGGAAAAAGCUGAAAAUAAACGAAAAGAAUUACUUAAGUCCGGACAAUUUAUAGCCAAAUAUAUGCAUCCUUGUUCUAAAACGCACAGUAAAUUAUUGAAUCCUACUAUAGAUUCUGUGCUUUCGGUUUUAUUUCAAACUUCUAGAUCUUUUGCAUCAAGUUCUAUAGAUUCUUUUCAAAACGUUAGCAGCUAUUCAUUUAAUACUGUAUUAUGUAAUCCUGAAUUCCUUAAAAAUGCUGACAAUCUAAAUUCAACGGCAAACCCAUCAAAUUUAAGAAAACACACUAUUGAAGACAACAAUAAGGAUC
Messenger RNA from Racocetra persica, 925 nucleotides. The record is from the annotation of a GenBank genome assembly. Lineage: Eukaryota; Fungi; Glomeromycota; Glomeromycetes; Diversisporales; Gigasporaceae.